Messenger RNA from Arctia plantaginis, 681 nucleotides. The record is from the annotation of a GenBank genome assembly. Lineage: Eukaryota; Metazoa; Arthropoda; Insecta; Lepidoptera; Erebidae.
AUGUGUGGAGGAUUCACUUGUUCUAAAAAUGCUCUGAUUGCCUUGAACAUUCUAUACGUGGUGGUUGCAAGUAUCCUUAUAUCAGUGGCUGUGUAUGGACAGGCAUCAUCACUGGUCACAAACCUGCCUAUAGUGGGAGGUAUACUAGCAUGUGGGGUAUUCCUGAUUUUAAUAUCUCUUUUGGGACUUCUUGGAGCAGUGAAGCAUCAUCAGGUUAUGCUAUUCUUUUAUAUGGUGAUUCUUUUCCUGCUCUUCCUGGUGCAGUUCUCCGUUGCAUGUGCCUGUCUGACUGUCAACUCAGACCAACAGGAAAUAUUAGCUCGUCAGGGAUGGAACGAAGUGCCUAUAGAAGUUAAGGCACAGGUACAAGAACGGUUCGAGUGUUGCGGUUUUCAGACCAGGCUGCCGCAAAAUGGAACAGCCACACAUCCUUCCUGUGUAGAUGUUGACAAAAGAUGUUGCCAGAAUGCAUUGGACCCACUUCAUUGUCAGUGUGAACCUUGUAUGGAACGACUCAAAGAAACAAUUGACUAUGCAUUCAAACUAUGUGGUGGCAUCGGACUGUUCUUCAGUUUCACAGAGCUUUUCGCUGUAUGGCUCGCCCGUCGUUACCGGAAUCAGCCUGACCCUAGCUACAAAGAACCUCACGCUAUAUUUCCUAGGAAAAAUUAUCUUUACUAG